This is a messenger RNA of Tilletiopsis washingtonensis, 773 nucleotides long. RefSeq lists its product as hypothetical. Bases 223 to 657 code for a protein of 144 amino acids. Lineage: Eukaryota; Fungi; Basidiomycota; Exobasidiomycetes; Entylomatales. The transcript has 4 exons. The record is from RefSeq and is a predicted model, not a curated record.
CAAAGAUGUGCGGAGCGGAAGCAACGCAAGCAGCGAGAAGGAGCUCGAGGAAAGCGGCUCGAAACUCGGCCGGGACAUGCACGGACCAGCAGCGCGCACCCUGAAGCGCCCGCCGCGAGGCAGUCUGGCGCUUCCUUCCCCACCCUCGCCUCUAUCCUUGUUCCUAGUCGAGUGCUCGCUGCUACUCUCACCUGCUCGGCCUCUAGCGCCUACUCCGCCAGCAUGAGCAGCGACGACUUCGACGCGCGAGCCUCGCGCAUCCUCGUGCUCGAUGUCGGCCUCGCGACGCCCGGACCCUCACGGGCACUUCUGCCUUCGCGGCAGCUCCGAGGCCUGAUCGACUCCAUCGUCGAGGCGAGCACAUCGCACAGCGCUGCGAUGAACGACAGUGCUGCGUCCUCAAGCGUGGCGCCGCCGGCUGAGGAAGCGCAGGAGGAUACGGUGCCGUGGCUCAUCAACAAUCGCUACUACAGUGCCGCCGUGCACUUCGCUCCGCGCUCUAUACCUCUCUUUGCCAAGAACGAGCCAGCCGCAAGCCGAGGGCCAGGACGCAGACGCGCAGCUGAGAGAGAAGAGCCGCGACAUCUUCGCUGCACUCGCGGCGCCGAGCCGAGCCACCGCUACGGCGACCGCGAGCAAGAAGACUCUCUCGUGUAAUGAGACGGCAAAGACCACGCUUGAGGAGGAGCUGAAGGGCGUUGAUGCGGUCGUGCUGGUCGUCGGCAGAGAUACGCCCCUCUCCGCGCACAUUGCUCUGCUUGAAGCAAAUCCGA